Aspergillus niger is the source of this 1158-nucleotide messenger RNA. RefSeq lists its product as uncharacterized. NCBI's taxonomy places the organism in Eukaryota, Fungi, Ascomycota, Eurotiomycetes, Eurotiales, Aspergillaceae. The coding region runs from base 1 to 1158 and encodes 385 amino acids. The transcript is spliced from 3 exons. The record is from RefSeq and is a predicted model, not a curated record.
AUGUCGGCGACAAUGUCCUCAUCGCCCUCCGCCCGCUCUUCGACGCUAACUCCGGCGGAGCUGGCCGAGUGGUCGCAGUCCCUCAAGCCGGUGGUGUUGGGUCCCAGUAUCACCAUGGUGGUACUUGGCAAUCUGGGUGUGAUGCUGCGUAUCUGGGCCCAACGGCGCAUUCACAAACGUCCCGUGCAGGAGGACUAUUGGCUGAUCAUGGCCGUUCUCUUUUCCAACGUGGGCUCGAUCGCCGUCCUAGUUGCGGUGCAUUUUGGAUUGGGGUACCAUCAGUUCCGCGUCAACGCUGAGGAUCCAUCGCUGCGUUCCCUGCAGUGGAUCUUCUUGUGCAUGUGGCUCACGGCUACCUUCAACGGGCCCUCCAUGCUGGCCACCAAGAUUGCCCUGCUCCUCUACUACCGCCGGCUGUUCAUCGUGCAGCAGAUCUGGCUGCGUAUCUUUUGGUGGACCAAUGUUGUGUACGUGGUGCUCUGGGGCAUCGGCUCGACCAUCACAUAUAUGCUCUCGUGCGUGCCAGCCAGCUACUACUGGGAGCGUUUCAACCCGGAGUCGACGAUGCACGGCAGCUGCCGCAACACCACCAACGCCGACGGCGUGCCGCUCAUUCUGGACCUGAUCUCCGACGUCGCGAUCCUGGCGCUGCCCAUUGCUACCAUCGCCACCCUGCAGAUGCCGCUAGCCCGCAAAGCUGGGCUCAUCAUCGUGUUCUCGGUCGGAUUCCUUGCCAUUGUAUCCGCGGUCGCCCGCGUCGUCGUGCUCUACAAGGCCACGAGCCUGCACACGGACUUCCCCUACGCAGCUGCCCCCUUCGAGAUGCUGGUCGUGAUCCAGCUCAACAUGGCUAUCGUGUGCGCAACCGCGGUGCCCAUCGCCUCGGGCUUCCGGGUGGCCUUCAGCAAGAAGCGCCGCCGCGACAAGAGCUGGAUGGCAAAAGGCGUGAGCGGGAAUACGUCCAGCAGCCACGCCUCGGCGGCGGCGCGGGCCGCACGCCUGCGGCUCGAGGAAGAGGCCAGCAGCAGCACCGAACAGCUGCAUAUGGGGCACUUCACCACCAGCUGUGCCUCCAAGGGGCCGGAAGAUCGGGCGCGGGGAGAAGAGCCCGUGACAGGGAAUGGGAUUAUGGUGAAGAUGGAUGUGGAUAUUCGAUAG